AUGAGUUGGUUUAAACGUAACAGAGGUAGUAACAGCUCAAACGAGCCAUCACCAUCCAAAGAUAGAAGCAACACAGAUCCAGAUACCUGUUUAGAUGUGUUCCGUAGUCAUUGGCAACAAGCGUCUGCCAUAAUUAAUAAUAAGAGCCGUAAUAAAGAUGACUUUUCAAGUGAUGAGGUAGAAAUAGUCAUUCAUAACAUCGGUCAGAUGGUCACUCUGCUGGUCAGCGAGGAUGGAGAAGAAGGAAUGCCUGGUCCUAUUUUAAAUUUUUUCCUGGAAAAAGAUAUUUUAGAACUCUUCUGUUCAUGGUGUUCACGUUCGAAAGAACAUGCCGUAAAAUUAAAACACGAACAGUUAAGAAUGUUUGAAAUGUUAAUUAGCCAAUCAAAACAGUUGUUAUUAAUACACAAGUCAGUGAUUCGUCCAUUAGUAAAAUUAUUAUCAGCCUGUACAGACGGCAACCUUCAAUCAUCGGAAACGUAUGAUAUCGAACAUCGUUUGGUUUUAGUUCUACAUCAAGCAUGUGUGUGUAUUUCACAACAGUUUUUAAUUUUAGAAAGUUUUUUCUGUACUAACACAGACCAUGGUCCGACGAGAUUUCUCUUAUUCUCCCUCCUUAUACCCUACAUACAUCGAGAAGGUCCAGUUGGUCAACAUGCCAGAGAUGCCUUAUUGUUAAUUAUGACAAUGUCCACUAAACAUCCUCAUAUAGGACAAUAUAUAGCAAGCAACUCUGAUUUCUGUCCUGUGCUAGCUGCUGGUUUAAGUGGAUUAUAUUCAUCAUUACCAAGAAAGAUACCCAACCCUUCUGAAAAUUGGUAUAUGUUAACUAAUGAUGAUUGUUUAGCUAUACCAGAGUUACAGAUGUUUUUAAAUUCACUAGAAUUCUGUAAUGCUGUUGUCCAGAUUGCCCAUCCAAUGGUGAAAGAACAACUGACAAAAUAUAUUUAUGAUGGAUUUUUACUGCCUGUUUUAGGUCCUGCACUACAUCAGAAUUCCCGAGAUGAAGUUACAACAGCUACUGCCUAUUUAGAUCUAUUUUUACGAAGAUUAACAGAACCAGCUUUAAUUCGUGUAUUUUUACUCUUUAUAUUGACUGAGAGAAACGAUGAAAUUAUUAUAUUAGAUUCUUUAAUAACACGAAUUAACUCUAGCUCUAGGUUAUCAUUGGUAUCACUAGCUCUAUUUAAAACAUUGGUAGAAUUACACUGUGAAGAUGUUAUGUUUCAACUUGUUUUCAAAUAUUUGAUUCCCUGUACUCAUGUAAUGGUGAGUCAAAGAAGAGCUGUAAAAGAUUUAGAUAUGUAUAGUAAAAGUGCUGAAAGAUUUCUAUCAUUACGGCCAUCUUGUUGCCUAGCUCAGUCACCAGAGGAACCAAGAGCAGUAAGUCCUCAGAUUAUAAACAGCACACCAUAUGAGAUGAUUGAGGUAUCAACUAACAACUUCAACCCAGAAACUACUAGUACACCAAGUGGUAAUAGGUUAAAGGAUAUAUCAAGCUAUGUUGAAAUUACCAUAUCAGGUGACAAUAAAUCAACCAAUGAUAUUACAAAGAUUCAACCCAAGUCUGCUGUACCUAAUCGUGCUAUGAGUCCAGUGAUGGAUGGAACUCUGUCACCAUUUAAUUUUAAUAAAACUAGUCCAUUUUUGUCAGCCUUAUUUUGUAAGCUGGAAGGAAUGAUGCAAAAUACAUUAUACUCUAAUUUAUUAUUAACUGGUAUUUUAUCACAGCUAGCUGCCUAUCCUCAACCAUUAUUACGAUCUUUCUUACUCAAUCAUAAUCUAGUCUUCCAACCUACUUUUAAAUCUCUAGUUCAGGUGCUGUCAUCAGUACGUCACAAAGUAGAUACUUACUCUUACGCUGUUCAUAAUUUUAGUCAGUUGUUAAUGAAAGCGAGAAAGAAUUUGUAUAAUCGUGAAGAUUCUAUCUUAAAUAGAAGUGAACGUUCAUUCUCAACCCCUGUUCCAGUUAAUUCCAGCCCUGUUCAGACUAUACAAACUAGAAGAAUGACAUUUACAGAUUUGUUAUUCCGUAAAAACUCUCCUAAGAGGCCUUCAACUUUAGCAUCGACGAAAAAAGGUUCCCAAUUACAGCGGGUUCCUCUAAGAGGUGGCGUGGGCUACAGAUAUAUUAACAGUAAACAAACAGAAUCUCUCGAUAGUCCAGAAGGUACCUUGAAAACCUGGAAUGCUGUGUACUGUGCCAUCGUUUUGGAGGAAUUCUUGAAAGAACUCGCAGCCUUAGCCCAAGAACAUGCAGUGUUACAUUUUGAGGACAGUUUUAAUAGUCGUCACUGA
Messenger RNA from Lottia gigantea (owl limpet), 2298 nucleotides. RefSeq lists its product as hypothetical. NCBI's taxonomy places the organism in Eukaryota, Metazoa, Mollusca, Gastropoda, Lottiidae. The record is from RefSeq and is a predicted model, not a curated record. The coding region runs from base 1 to 2298 and encodes 765 amino acids. The transcript has 10 exons.